UCGCGGCUGCACGGCUUGGGCCCGAGAGGCGAGGCUUGGACGUCCGGCGAGCCGGGGCAGCGGAACUGACGCCAGCGGGCUUCCGGGGACGGCCCCCGGGGAGGUCGGCCGCGGCGCCGCAGUCGUGGAGGGGCCGCCGGAGCGUAAGCGGCCGCGGGCGACGCAAGUUCCGCGCCGAGCUCCCUCUCCUCGCCUCACACUCUCCUCCCUCUCGCCUAGUGGCGUGCUGCCUCCCGACGGCGGCUCUUCCUGACGAGAGCUUUCGGAGUCCGGUUGCUGACACGAAGCCGCCGCCGCCCCGCCUCGGGGCCGAGUGAGAGUGCCGGUCGCGCCGCGUCGCCCCCUGCGCCGCCUCCUUGCCCCCCAGGGGCGGGCGCCCUUCUCGCUGGAAGCACUCCCCCCAGCUCCAUGAAUGGAAAUCGGCUCCGCAGGACCCGUUGGGGCCCAGCCCCUGCUCAUGGUGCCCAGAAGACCUGGCUAUGGCUCCAUGGGCAAACCCAUUAAAUUGCUGGCUAACUGUUUUCAAGUUGAAAUCCCAAAGAUUGAUGUCUACCUCUAUGAGGUAGAUAUUAAACCAGACAAGUGUCCUAGGAGAGUGAACAGGGAGGUGGUUGACUCAAUGGUUCAGCAUUUUAAAGUAAAUAUAUUUGGGGACUGUAGACCAGUUUAUGAUGGAAAAAGAAGCCUUUACACAGCCAAUCCACUUCCUGUGGCAACUACUGGGGUAGAUUUAGAUGUUACUUUACCUGGGGAAGGUGGAAAAGAUCGACCUUUCAAGGUGUCAAUCAAAUUUGUCUCUCGGGUGAGUUGGCACCUACUACAUGAAGUACUGACAGGACGAACCUUGCCUGAGCCACUGGAAUUAGACAAGCCAAUCAGCACUAAUCCUGUCCAUGCUGUUGAUGUGGUGCUACGACAUCUGCCCUCCAUGAAAUAUACGCCUGUGGGGCGUUCCUUUUUCUCAGCUCCAGAAGGAUAUGACCACCCUCUGGGAGGGGGCAGGGAAGUAUGGUUUGGAUUCCAUCAAUCUGUUCGGCCUGCCAUGUGGAAAAUGAUGCUUAAUAUUGAUGGUCUGAAGGUUGAAGUGACUCAUUGUGGAACAAUGAGACGGAAAUACCGUGUUUGUAAUGUAACAAGAAGGCCUGCCAGCCAUCAAACCUUUCCUUUGCAGUUAGAAAAUGGCCAAACUGUGGAGAGAACAGUAGCACAGUAUUUCAGAGAAAAGUAUGCUCUUCAGCUGAAGUACCCACACCUUCCCUGUCUGCAAGUGGGGCAGGAGCAGAAACAUACAUACCUGCCACUAGAAGUCUGUAAUAUUGUGGCAGGGCAACGAUGUAUCAAGAAGCUCACGGACAAUCAGACUUCCACUAUGAUCAAAGCAACAGCAAGAUCUGCACCAGAUGUAAGAAGUGCAAAUUAUGAAACAGAUCCAUUCGUUCAGGAGUUUCAAUUUAAAGUUCGGGAUGAAAUGGCCCAUGUAACCGGACGUGUACUUCCAGCACCUAUGCUCCAGUAUGGAGGACGGAAUCGUACAGUAGCAACACCAAGCCAUGGAGUGUGGGACAUGCGAGGGAAACAGUUCCACACGGGAGUGGAAAUCAAAAUGUGGGCCAUCGCUUGCUUUGCCACACAGAGGCAGUGCAGAGAAGAAAUACUGAAGGGCUUUACGGACCAGCUGCGAAAAAUUUCUAAAGAUGCAGGGAUGCCCAUCCAGGGCCAGCCUUGCUUCUGCAAAUACGCGCAGGGGGCAGACAGCGUGGAGCCCAUGUUCCGGCAUCUCAAGAACACCUACUCUGGGCUGCAGCUCAUUAUCGUCAUCCUGCCAGGGAAGACGCCAGUGUAUGCGGAGGUGAAACGUGUUGGAGAUACACUUUUGGGUAUGGCUACACAGUGUGUUCAAGUCAAGAAUGUAAUAAAAACAUCCCCUCAAACUCUUUCAAACCUGUGCCUAAAGAUAAAUGUUAAACUCGGAGGGAUCAAUAAUAUUCUUGUACCUCAUCAAAGACCUUCUGUGUUCCAGCAACCAGUGAUCUUUUUGGGAGCAGAUGUCACUCACCCACCGGCUGGUGAUGGGAAGAAGCCUUCUAUUGCUGCUGUUGUGGGUAGUAUGGAUGCCCACCCAAGCAGAUACUGUGCCACAGUAAGAGUUCAGAGACCCCGACAGGAGAUCAUCCAGGACUUGGCCUCCAUGGUCCGAGAGCUUCUCAUUCAAUUUUAUAAGUCAACUCGGUUCAAACCUACUCGUAUCAUCUUUUACCGGGAUGGAGUUUCAGAGGGACAGUUUAGGCAGGUAUUAUAUUAUGAACUACUAGCAAUUCGAGAAGCCUGCAUCAGUUUGGAGAAAGACUAUCAACCUGGAAUAACCUACAUCGUAGUUCAGAAGAGACAUCACACUCGAUUAUUUUGUGCUGAUAGGACAGAAAGGGUCGGAAGAAGUGGCAAUAUCCCAGCUGGAACAACAGUUGAUACGGACAUUACACACCCCUAUGAGUUUGAUUUUUACCUCUGUAGCCAUGCCGGAAUACAGGGUACCAGCCGUCCUUCACACUAUCAUGUUUUAUGGGAUGAUAACUGCUUUAAUGCAGAUGAACUUCAGCUGCUAACUUACCAGCUCUGCCACACUUACGUGCGCUGUACACGAUCUGUUUCUAUACCUGCACCAGCGUAUUAUGCUCACCUGGUGGCAUUCAGAGCCAGAUAUCAUCUUGUAGACAAAGAACAUGACAGUGCUGAAGGAAGUCACGUUUCAGGACAGAGCAAUGGGCGCGAUCCACAAGCUCUUGCCAAGGCUGUACAGAUUCACCAAGAUACCUUACGCACAAUGUACUUCGCUUAAAAAGUCCAAGGAUAUUUUCAGAGAGGAAGAACUGAAAGAUGAAUCUACAUACAACGUACGUUUCCAGUGGAGUCAGUUGAGUGGGGAUGCCUGCAGCCAUAUGGAAACCAACACUGUGGGGACCAGGGUCUGAUUUUUUUGUUGAUACUAGGAAGAUUGUUUACUUCAUCAAGAAACACAGCACCAUUAUGCAAUAUGAAACCAGCCAACUGCUUUUUUGUGCACUCUCCUGUAGGAAGUGUCACCAUUUUUUUGUUUCCACCGUUCUUGUAGUCUAACCCUUUUAAUGCCUUUACCUCAAGUUGCUUGGCAGCACAAAUAUCUUUGCAAAAAAAAAAAAAAGUAAAGAAAAGGUAAAUGAUGGUUUAAAAAAAACACGCCUACAUGAAUAAUCAGUGAUUGUUCACAAUUAUGUGUGCAAAAAAAUUAAUGUGCAUUCACAUAUUCUUGUAGAAGGUAUCUGUGUAUAUUUUAAACAUAUACAUGUAUACUUCAUAUGCAUAUAUAUCUGGAUCUACACUGAUAAUAGAUAUAUAUGUUCUUCGUGUAUAUUUUAUAGUUCAUUCCAUUGGGGAACUUCCUCUCCCUUUUAUUAUCCUCCCACCACCACUUUUAUUUCUCUCUCUACCUCCCUUGCCUUUAUCACGUAUAUUUUUUUCCCUAAUGCUACCAGUGACAUUCAAAUGUUCAUGUAUCUGGUUCAUUUGAAUAUGAAGCAUGACAAACUGGACUUUCAUUUUGCACACCCACUCCUGUCUCAUGUCUCAUACACAAUUCUGAGUCCUCAAUUCUUGAUAUUGCUUACUAAGAAACAAAGUUAUUUUAUAUGUGUGUGUGUGUGUGUGUGUAUACACACACAUACACAUAUACACACACGUGUGUGUGUUUUUGUGAGAGUUUAUGUCUGCCCCCUCCUGCUCUGAACUUACAUUUGCCAUCUGUGCAAUGUGUACAUAAGUGGUAGCAACCUGAACUAUUCUUUUUCUUUAGUGAGUUUGUUAAAGCUGCUAUAAAUAUAAAACCUGUCAGACGUUUAACUCUUUCUCUCUAUAAGUGAUAUGUAUUCUAAAGCCUUCUGUUUCUAUGGGUAAUACAUGGAAGUCCCUUAAAGCUUUUAUAAAGGGGAAAUAUUUUAAAUGAUUGGCACUCUGUAGGGUUGAGGCCUCUGAAAUUGGGUAGAGAGAGAAGGGGUUAUUGAGGUUUUUAAAAAAAAAUUUUUUUUUUGCUAGUUUAUUUGCUGCCUCUCAUACCUUAAUGUGAUUUUCAUAUAUAUAUUUUUAUAUAUAUGUAUGUGUGUAUAUAUAAACAUAUAUGUAUGUGUUUUGAAGUAUAGCUUCUUUUUCUAUUUAUUAGGAUAGUGCUUUAAUAAUUAUAGAACUGUAUUAGCAACAUCUUUUAUAGAAACAUAAUCAUGUUUAUUUUAAGAACUGACAACUUGUUUUUGCUGUCUUUUAGUGCAAUAAGCAGUUUUAAGGGAAAGCUGUGUCUGUUUGACAUCUUUACCACAGAUAGUGGGAGAAACAGGCACCUCCAUAAUUUUAAAAGAGCAAAGUAAUACAGCCUUAAUUUCAGAAGGAAAGUUUUGUAAUUUUCAAGUCUAAAGCAUGUCUUUAAAAAUCAAAAUGAAAAUGAAGGAAGUUAAUAUCCUAAAUGAGUCUGGCCUUGAAUAUUAAAAGUAAAGUUGAACUUUGAUUUAAGAAUUGACCAUGAAUAGAUUAAAAUUUAGAAAAUAUUUAAAUUCUUUGAAAAUAAAUCAUGUUUAUUGAGGAAUCAUAUUGGUUAGGUACCUAUUUUCAUUAACUAAAAUGAAUCAGGAAAUUGUGAUAUAUUUUUUUAAUUUUUGCCAAUUUAUCAUGAGUGACUUUCCUUUUAAAAUUAGGGUUAUGGUGACAAAGGCAGUUAGGACUUCGAACAUUUUAAAUGAGUUAAAUCACUGAAAUGUGGGGAAAAGUUUUGGAAAACUUUCGUUUUAUUGAUUUCACUUUAUGGUUUUAAAGAGUACUAGAAAGCUGUCAAAACCAAGUUCACCAGUAACAUUGGAUUCAGGAGAGCUUUGCACUUUUUAACUCAAUGAAAAUUGCAUUUUAAUUUUUUUUAUUUUAUUAUUUUUUUUUUGCACUGGUUCAUAGUAUAAAUAUUACAGAUUGUUUCCAGUGGGCAUUGUUGUUAACCUUUCAGAAUUCCAUCUGCUCAUGAAAACGAAUGGAUUAACUCUAUAGUUCCUCUCUUACCUGAUAUCCACUCUUAUUGCCAAUUUACUGUAUUUUGAGCCUAAAACCUGAGCCCAUGUCCUCCAACAGGUAUGAAAUCUUUUGUCCUUCUGCCAGAAAACUAAGAAAGUACUGUAUUUUGUAUGUUUAUUAUAUUGAGGCGUCUGAAAUGCAAUUUACAACACUGUCUCAAAGCUCUUUAGAUGAGGUAAUAUUUAUAUAGUAUGUACAUUUUUUUCUCCCAACCCUCCCUCCUCCUCCUCCAAAAAAUUCCUA
Hipposideros armiger (great roundleaf bat) is the source of this 5322-nucleotide messenger RNA. RefSeq names its product argonaute RISC catalytic component 3 (gene AGO3). The transcript has 18 exons. NCBI's taxonomy places the organism in Eukaryota, Metazoa, Chordata, Mammalia, Chiroptera, Hipposideridae. The record is from RefSeq and is a predicted model, not a curated record. Gene Ontology annotation, molecular function: protein binding; RNA binding. The coding region runs from base 413 to 2836 and encodes 807 amino acids.